Molecule: messenger RNA, 2891 nt
Organism: Biomphalaria glabrata
Lineage: Eukaryota; Metazoa; Mollusca; Gastropoda; Planorbidae
Product: ubiquitin carboxyl-terminal hydrolase 5-like
Exons: 21
Coding region: 42-2471 (809 amino acids)
Biological process (GO): protein deubiquitination
Molecular function (GO): cysteine-type deubiquitinase activity; protein binding; zinc ion binding
Source: RefSeq, a predicted model, not a curated record
UCUAUAUUUCGUUUCGGUAUUUAGAGGCCACCGUAAACAACAUGGAGUCUGAUCUUAUUUACGAACUGAGUAAACGCACAGUGAAAACUCCUAAAGAAAAUGAAAGGGUUUAUAAAGAUGAAUGUGCAUUUUCAUUUGAUAAUCCUGAAAGUCCAGAUGGUCUUUACAUCUGUAUGAAUACAUUUCUUGGUGUUGGUAAAAGACACUUGCAUCCAUACUCUAGGAAAAGCAAACACGAUGUAUUUCUACAUAUCCAAAGGCUUAGGAAAGAGAUACCUAAAGAUGAGACAGCAAAUAUAGAAAAACCUACAAAACUGGCCAUAGGGGUAGCUGGAGGCUUUCAGACUGAUGAAAAGCGAUAUGAAUUUGAAGAAAGGGUUGCUAUAGUCAUACCAGACAAAGGAGAGAUUGGAUUUCCCCAUGAAUCUUUACCUAUGCAGAUACAACAGUCUGCUGCUCUGAUAAUAGCCGCAGAAGAUGCUAUUAAGAUGGAAGAGGCUGCUGCCAUGGCUGGCACCUGGGAGGGUGAACCCUUAGUGGUUUCAAAGUAUGCAGAGAAUCUCCAGCAGCUCAACAAUGGCAAAAAGAUUCCUCCCUCUGGCUGGAAGUGUGAGAAGUGUGAACUGAUGACCAACUUGUGGCUGAACUUGACCGAUGGCUCCAUCCUCUGUGGGCGACGUUUUUUUGAUGGAUCAGGGGGGAACAACCAUGCAGUGGAGCAUUUUCAGGAGGUGAAAUAUCCUUUGGCUGUCAAGUUGGGAACUAUCACAGCUACAAGUGGAGAUGUGUAUUCCUACGUUGAAGAUGAUAUGGUAGAAGAUCCAUACCUGGCUAAACAUCUGGCCCACUUUGGUAUCAAUGUAGCUGCUUUAGAAAAGACAGAUAAAACAAUGACAGAACUAGAGAUUGACAUUAAUCAAAAAAUUGGAGAGUGGGACGUCAUCCAGGAGGCAGGAAGUCAACUCAGGCCUUGUUAUGGUUCAGGCUACACUGGCAUGCGCAAUCUGGGUAACAGCUGCUACUUAAACUCUGUUAUGCAAGUCCUCUUUAGCAUACCAGAUUUUCAGAGGCGGUAUUAUGUCAAUACUGAACAACUUGUACAAAAUGCUCCACCCAACCCUGCCUCAGAUUUUAAUUUUCAGAUGAGUAAAUUGGCUUUUGGAUUGUUAUCAGGAGAGUAUUCCAAGAAUGUUGAGGCUGAAAAAGAAGAUUCUCCGCCUGGUGAAGCCAAAUAUUUACCUUCACCGCAAGGUAUACGCCCACAUGUAUUUAAAAAUCUAGUAGGGAAAGGUCAUGUUGAGUUCUCUACCAAAAAACAACAGGAUGCACAGGAGUUUUUUCUACAUAUGGUCUCGCUUAUAGAGAAAAACAGCCGAGACUCUGUCAACCCAUGUGAUUGUUUCCGUUUCCAAGUAGAAGAAAGGGUAAUGUGUUCUAUUUCAAAAAAAGUGCGUUACUCAAGGAGAGAGGAUUAUUGUCUUUCACUUCCUGUGCCCAUGGAAGCAGCUAUAAAUAAAGAAGAAGUACGAAAGUAUAAUGAACAAAAAAGUCAAGCGGGUACAUCCUAUGUGUUAAGUGAUCCUAAGAGUAUAGUCCGUCCCAUCAUUCCUUUCACGGAAUGCCUUUCUGUCUUUCAAGAAUCAGAACCUGUUGAAGAAUUCUACAGCUCUGCAAUACAGGGGAAGACACUAGCCUUAAAGACAACUCGCUUAGCUUCAUUCCCAGACUAUUUGAUGGUUCAGCUCAGAAAAUUUACUGUUGGUGAUGACUGGGUACCCAGAAAACUAGAUGUCUCUGUGCAAGUACCAGACGAACUAGAUCUAAGUUAUUUAAGAGGUUAUGGACUACAGUCAGGGGAAGAGGAGCUGCCUGCAGGGGAUUCACCACCAGAACCUCCCAUGGAGAUUUGUGAGAUAACUGUAGGGCAGCUGGUAGAUAUGGGGUUCCCACGAGAAGCCUGUCGGAAAGCUGUAUUCAAAACAAAGAACCAAGGUGUAGAAGCAGCCAUGAACUGGGUAAUGGAACACAUGGAGGAUCCAGACUUUUCAGAGCCACUGGAAGUCCCUACAGCUGGUACAAAACAUUUUGAGGCUAACCCAGAAGGUUUAGGGAUGCUAAUGUCCAUGGGAUUCAACCUGGAACAAGCAACUAAAGCCCUUAAGGCCACUGACAACAAUACUGAAAGGGCAGUGGAUUGGAUCUUUAGCCAUGCAGAUGAAAUAAGUCAACCAAUGGAAACAGAGGAUAGAACUGAAGGUCAAUCUCAAGCUCCAAAAUUUAAAGAUGGCUCAGAAAAGUAUAAACUUGUUGCCUUUAUCAGUCACAUGGGAACCUCAACAAGUGUCGGCCAUUAUGUUUGCCACAUUCUCAAGGAUGGACAGUGGGUAAUCUUCAAUGAUGAGAAAGUGGCGCUCUCUGAGCACCCACCCAAAGACCUAGCCUAUCUGUACCUGUACCAGAGACUGGCAUGAGGCUGGACUCAGCUGACAAGCUGUGACACUGAAACAACUUGACAUAGUUCACUGACAUUGUAUGUCCUAAUUGCAUCAUUCAGAUAUGCAUCGUGUUUGUAUGUUAUCUUUUCAUUUAUUUUUUUUUUGGUUCAGCUCUUUAUACAUAAAUUGUAAUUUUAAAUUAUUGACGGUUUAUCCUGUUAGUACUCAUAGAUAAUUCCAGCCAAAUGUCUUCAUUGCUGCUUAUAGACAGAAGCAAUGUUUCCUUUUUACAAAUAUUCAAUCUUCAAAGUACCAGCAUUUCCCCAUUAAUUUUGGAUGUUGCUCUACAGCAUUAAGUAGACAAUUAUUGUCAUUAAAAAAAAGUUUCAUGUUAGCAGUAAAGCUGUUACAUACAAUAGUGUUAGUUUUAAUUAUUUUUUUUAGAGACUUUUUUUU